AUGGUUCGGGGGCCCAUGGGGAACUGUGCCAAGCGGCCCCGGCGCCGGGGGCCUAAGGACCCCUGGCAGUGGCCGGGCUCCCCGCUGGGGAGCUCCCUGCCCAGCCCCGGCCCCAGUCCGGAGGAGCCCUGCAGUGCCCAGGGCUACUCGGUGCUCGGCAGCCUGGUGGGGCCGGCCUGCAUCUUCCUUCGGCCCAGCAUCGCCGCCACCCAACUCGACCGGGAGCUGCGGCCCGAGGAGAUUGAAGAGCUGCAGGCUGCCUUCCAGGAGUUUGACCGAGACCGGGAUGGCUACAUCGGCUACCGGGAGCUGGGUGCCUGCAUGCGGACCCUGGGCUACAUGCCCACCGAGAUGGAGCUCAUCGAGAUCUCACAGCAAAUCAGUGGUGGGAAGGUGGACUUCGAGGACUUUGUGGAGCUGAUGGGCCCCAAGCUGCUGGCAGAGACAGCUGAUAUGAUCGGCGUCCGGGAGCUGCGGGAUGCCUUCCGGGAGUUCGACGCCAACGGGGAUGGCUGCAUCAGCGUGGGGGAGCUCCGGGCGGCCCUCAAGGUCCUGCUGGGGGAGCGCCUCAGCCAGCGGGAGGUGGACGAGAUCCUGCAGGACAUCGACCUCAACGGAGACGGCCUGGUGGACUUCGAAGAAUUUGUGCGAAUGAUGUCUCGCUGA
Molecule: messenger RNA, 666 nt
Organism: Sciurus carolinensis (gray squirrel)
Lineage: Eukaryota; Metazoa; Chordata; Mammalia; Rodentia; Sciuridae
Gene: Cabp2
Product: calcium binding protein 2
Exons: 7
Coding region: 1-666 (221 amino acids)
Molecular function (GO): calcium ion binding
Source: RefSeq, a predicted model, not a curated record